This is a messenger RNA of Talaromyces atroroseus, 3024 nucleotides long. RefSeq lists its product as hypothetical. NCBI's taxonomy places the organism in Eukaryota, Fungi, Ascomycota, Eurotiomycetes, Eurotiales, Trichocomaceae. The record is from RefSeq and is a predicted model, not a curated record. The coding region runs from base 1 to 3024 and encodes 1007 amino acids. The transcript has 9 exons. Gene Ontology annotation, molecular function: ADP binding; protein binding.
AUGAACGCGACAACAACAACAGCAGCAGCAGCGGCGGCUGGUGUUCUAUCACAAAGCAGCACAGCAGAUGAAAAUGGCUCCGUUGGCGAAACCUACGACCGGUUCUAUAUUGCUUCAUGGGAAGCCGCCCUCGCGCACUGUACAUCAACACUAGAGAAAAACGACCGUCAGCGUGCGUUGAAAAUAAAAACGGCCGAUGAUUUCCGCAUGUCCCUUCGGCAACUCCGGGUUGAGCACCCAGACCAGAAUCCCCAAGAAGUAAUUUCGAUGUUAUUCCCAGCAAUUGAGCACUACGAGACGUUCGCCGGAUCGUUCGUCGCUCUGAUGGCACACGCAGUUGAUGUAUCUAUGAUGUGGGGGCUACUUUUUCUCGUGGUCAAGCUGUCCCUCGAGUCAAAGGGCACGACAGAGCGUAUUCACCGCAUGCUCAGAUCAAUCAGCAACAAGCUGGAGAGACUGAACGAGAUUCUUACCACCGUGUCUGACUUUGCAAAGUUCAAGGCUCAGAUGGUGGAGAUCAACCGGGAGAUUUUCAUGCUGUGGUUCAAUAUCAUCAUGAUCUUUCGAACCGAAGACAAUGGCGACGAGUUUAGCUAUUUGCAGAAACUCACUGUCAGAUUCGAUUCAACAUUCAAAAAUACCGAAGAGCAGGUCGACUCACUCAUACAACACAUUGGGGAAAUGGCCCUAAUUGCCGACCGACAAUCUCAUAUGGUUGAUCUUACUAAGUACUAUCAGGCCUUGGCUUUGCAGGCUGACUCCAAGUCGGCGAGUAUACCUUUCCACACCAUUCCAGUCCCGAGAAACGCUCGUUUUUUCGGGCGUACGGAUGUUCUUCAGGAGAUUGAUGAGUAUUUCUUCUCAUCAAAUUCUCUCUCUGGUAUCCACUCCCUGGCAAUAUAUGGCUUAGGGGGGGUUGGUAAAACGCAGGCUGCCCUGGAAUAUGCCUGGAAGAAACAGGAAGCGUUGGAUGCUGUGAUAUGGGUACCAGCAGAGAGCGAAAUAGCCAUUCAGCAAGCUUUGAGUCACGUAGCAUUGACAGUACUCAAGCUCACUGGGGCAGACUCAACUUCCCACAAACAAAAUGCCGUCCUUGUCAUGCAAUGGGUUAACCCUAGCGCCUGUCCCUGCCCUACCCCAGGAGGCAAGAGAAGCGGAUUUCUAACUAACAUUCAUAUAGAUGCUAAAUGGCUUCUUAUCUAUGAUAACGUCGAAACUCCAUUGAUUUUCGAAUCUUACUGGCCGGUGUCGAAUCAUGGUUCCAUUUUGAUCACGACACGCAAGCUUGGUUUGACGACCCAGCCUAUUGCAAAAAGAACUGAAUUGCAGGAGUUCGAUGCCGACGGUGGGAGACAGUUUCUCAUUCACAAUAUUUUCCAGAGGAACAUUGUAGAAGGCAGCCAGGAGUACGAGAAGGCCCUCGAAAUUUCAGUUAGGUUGUCUGGCCAUGCUCUCGCAAUCAGUCAAAUGGCCGCCCUUAUCUUGGUCAAGGGAUUAUCAUUGGAGAAGUUUCUUGUCAUGUAUGACAAGCAUUCAAAAAGAAUGCAUCGCGAUAGAAAGAAUGGAUGGAAGUAUCCUGGCUACAAUCACGCAAUCGAUACUGUCUGGGAGCUUUCGUUCAGCGAGUUAGAUCAAGAUGCUCGCACAUGCUUGGGCAUUCUAUCUUUCUUGAUGCCCGAUUCGAUUCCCCAAGAAAUUUUUGAGGCGUCCGAUAUGAGCAUGGAACAGUUCUCUCUUCAAUUUUGCGAAGAUGAGUAUAUGCGAAGCGAAGUUUUCGAAACUUUAGCAAAUCUUGCAUUGAUCAGGAUAAAUCACGAUACUGAUUCCAUUACUAUCCAUCGACUUGUUCAGUCAGAGUUUCUGUUUCAGAUGACCCUGGACGAUCGACAAGACGAAUUCGAUGCUACGAUUCGCCUUCUCUUGGACAAAUUUCCGUCUCGUGGGCAGAGCGUAGUUGAUGAGAGGAACUGGAAGCAAGCUGAACGAUACUUACCACAGGUCCUUAGUGCCUUUGAGAGAUACUGCGAUACCCAAAAAGAACAGCAUCCGCUAAGAUCUUCUCUAAAUUUUCUCAAUCUAAUCUGCGACACUUUAUGGUUUCUCGCUACAAAUGACAGUGCAGGAAACCGAGACUUUGUAUUGAGCGUCGCGUAUCUUGCCUGGGAUAAAUGGGAUAACAAAGAAGAAGCACCUCUUAUACAUGCUUACAUACUGGCUAGAGGAAGCGACCAGGAUCUAUGGAAUGGCGAAUUCAAGAACGGAGUUGAAAAGGCUCACGAUGCGUUAGAGCUGGCACUUCAAUAUCUUGAACCGGACAAUGAGAGAGUUGUUCAGUAUAAUAGUGAUUACGGCAUUGCUUUUGGAAGCGACGGUAACUACAAGCGAGGGGCUGACUACCUAAGUCGGGCUGAAGAAUUCUUCAAUGCAGACCCCGAGCGCUAUGGAAUUGCCAAGGGUAUUUUGAUCAACGCCAACAUAUCCCGAAACUCAUACUGCAACGGUGAUUUCGAAGACGCGGAGGUUCGAUUGAAUAGGACCUUGGAAAUGUCGCGUGAGAUGGGAAGCUUAUACUGGGAAGCACUAAUCCACUUUGCAUUCGGCUCUCUUGGUGUUCGCUCUGGCAAUCUUGAACUAGCUGAUAGCCAUCUGGUUCUCGCCAACGAGACUAUUGAGAAGUUUGGCCCUGGACGGAACAUUCAGCUUGAUGGAAUGUACAACUACAUUGGAGGACGUAUCAGAUUAGGUCAAGGGAAAUUUCAGGAGAGCAUUGAUUUCUUUAAGAAAGCCAUCGCAAUUGACGACAUUCAAAUGACACCACGGGGGUACCGUGCACGUCAUUUGUAUGCCCUAUCCAGAGCUCAGGCAGCUCAUCUUGGAAACGAGAAACUGAGUAAGGAAACGGAGAAAGAGGCAAUCAAACUGGCUGGAAGGAACCUAAGAAUCCAGAAGAGUGACUCAGGGUCUGAAACAAGAGAAGAAUAUUGGGAGGCCUUUGAUCUUCUGAUCAGAAUAGUUGAGCGCUAG